AUGAUUUCGGGGUGCGACAACGCGGGUGAUAUACCAGCCAGAGCGAAGCGCUCCAUCGACAAGACCCCGGGUGGCUUACACCCCUGCCAGGACCGUGCGUGCAGCGUGCGGUCCGUUCCGCCCAGUGCAUGCUGGUCGGCUUCCUUGUCUCCGUCCGGCGCAGCGUCUGCGCUUUCCACCUGCGCCCCCGUCCCGGUCCGCGCUCCCUGCCUCUCCGCCUGCGCCCUCUCCAGGGCACCCGCCGCAGCCCUGGCGCUCCCCGCGGGCCCCGAGGCCGCCUGCGCCCUGUGCCAGCGCGCGCCCCGCGAGCCGGUGCGCGCCGACUGCGGCCACCGCUUCUGCCGGCCGUGCGUGGUGCGCUUCUGGGCCGAGGAGGACGGGCCCUUCCCCUGCCCCGAGUGCGCCGAUGACUGCUGGCAGCGCGCCGUGGAGCCCGGCCGCCCGCCGCUCAGCCGCCGCCUGCUGGCCCUCGAGGAGGCGGCCGCAGCGCCCACGCGCGACGGCCCGGCCUCCGAGGCGGCCCUGCAGCUGCUGUGUCGCGCCGACGGGGGUCCGCUGUGCGCCGCCUGCCGAAUGGCGGCGGGGCCCGAGCCGCCCGAGUGGGAGCCCCGCUGGAGGAAGGUGCUGCGCGGCAAGGAGAAUAAGGGGUCUGUGGAGAUCAUGAGGAAAGAUCUGAAUGAUGCUCGGGACCUGCAUGGCCAGGCCGAGUCUGCUGCUGCUGUGUGGAAGGGACACGUGAUGGACCGCAGGAAGAAAGCCCUGACCGACUACAAGAAGCUUCGGGCUUUCUUUGUGGAGGAGGAGGAGCGCUUCCUGCAGGAGGCAGACAAAGAGGAAGGGUCCCCCGAAGACGAGGAUGCCGACCCUGCAGAGAGGUUCAGGUCCCUCCUGCAGGCCCUGUCGGAGCUGGAGCAGAGGCACCGCAACCUGGGCCUUAGCAUGCUGCUCCAGUGA
Pipistrellus nathusii (Nathusius's pipistrelle) is the source of this 954-nucleotide messenger RNA. The record is from the annotation of a GenBank genome assembly. NCBI's taxonomy places the organism in Eukaryota, Metazoa, Chordata, Mammalia, Chiroptera, Vespertilionidae.